This is a messenger RNA of Sitodiplosis mosellana (orange wheat blossom midge), 1917 nucleotides long. Its product is annotated as zinc finger protein 155-like. NCBI's taxonomy places the organism in Eukaryota, Metazoa, Arthropoda, Insecta, Diptera, Cecidomyiidae. The transcript has 3 exons. The record is from RefSeq and is a predicted model, not a curated record. Gene Ontology annotation, biological process: negative regulation of transcription by RNA polymerase II; regulation of cytokine production; regulation of immune system process. The coding region runs from base 1 to 1848 and encodes 615 amino acids.
AUGCUGAGGUUGCCAUUUUUCAAUGAGUCACAGAGUGGGGCAGACAUAUUGAAAGACGAUACGCAGAAAAAAUCAAUUCCACGUUCAACGAGAAAAAAAGGCAUCGACAGAACAUUUAACGACACAAUGAACCUAUUCAAAAGUAUUUCUGGUGGACGCUGCAAGCGCAAGUCAAAAUAUGCAAAGACUGAAGUUAAGCAAGAGCUUGGUAUUAAAGAAGAGGUCACCAACGACGGCGAUUAUGUCAUUGAUAUACCACGGCAGCGAGUUGAUGACACAUAUCGUGCGGAUUACGAAGGACCGGUUGAUUUUGCUGAUGACUUCGAUGAGGUUAAAGAUGAAAUCAAAUGUGAAGAAGAAGAGACGGGCAAAGAGAAGGACACGACACCAUGUGAACGAUCGAAUGAGAGUGCCGCCAACUAUGAUGACAACGAAGAGCACAUGGGUGACGCAGUCGAUAUUCAACCACCGCAACCGAACAUGAACCCAUUCAAGAGUGUUUCUCGUGGACGCUGCAAGCGCAAGUCGAAAUCCGCAAAGGUUGAAAUCAAGCAAGAGCCUGGUUUUAAGGAAGAGCCCAACGACGGUGACGCUGUCAUGAACAUACCACGGCCGAGAGUUGGUGGAAGAUAUCGUGUGAAUUAUGAUGGGCCGUUCGAUUUUGACUAUGACUUCGAUGAGGUAAAGGAUGAAAUAAAAUGUGAGGGAGAAGAGACGGGCACAGAAAAGGACUCGGCACCUCGUGAACGAUCGAAUGACAGCGCUGCCGCAAACAAUGAUGACAACGAAGAGCACAUGGAUGACGCAGUCGAUAUUCAGCCACCGCAACCAGUCAGCAGCGGGACGAAACGGAAUAGAAGCUCCAAAAGACGAAACAAACGAACGAUUCCCAGGAACCAAGCGGCCAAAAAGCAAAAGAAGCACAAAUGUCAUGUGUGCAAUUAUUUGGCAAAUAGAAAGUUUGACCUCAAAGUACACUUGCGAAUUCACACUGGAAAAAAGCCGUUUCAGUGUGAUGUUUGUUCAAAGUCCUUUGCACGAAAAGGUGAUCUGAACACUCAUAAAGAAACGCAUGGCCCGAAACCUCAGUUUCGUUGUUCGAAAUGUUAUCAACGAUUUGAGCAUGAAUCCGAUCAGAUCAAUCAUGAAAAGUUAUGCGAUCCUCUUCGAUUCGAAUGCGAUAUUUGCGGAUAUAGAACGAUCAACAAAUCACAUUUGACAGUUCAUAUGCAGACUCACAGCGGAGUAAAGCCGUUCGAGUGCUCAAUUUGUUUCAAGUCGUUUACAACCAACGCUCGUCUCCAAAGUCAUUCAAUGACCCACAUCGAUGAACUGCCGAAUGCUUGUUCCAAAUGUGGUCGACGAUUUGCCACUCCUGAACAUAAGCAAUCACACGAAACUCGCUGCCAACGAAGUGUUUUGGCAUGUAAUCAGUGUCAGUACAAAGCUGUGCGUAAGGAUUCAUUGAAGCGGCACAUGCAAUCAAAACACGGAGCCAAAAGAUCGAUCGAAUGUGAAAUUUGUGGAAAACCAUUCGUUGAACAGAUUAAAUUAAAUCAACAUUUGUCAUCAACACAUCGCGAUCAAUUCCCAUUCCAAUGCUCCAAAUGCUUCGGAGGAUACGCAAGCGAAGACGGAAAAAUUGCCCAUGAAGAUAGCUGUGGCUACCGUCAGUAUCAAUGCCAUUUGUGCAAAGAUCAUCGUCGAGACAAAGCAUCUUUGAUGUAUCACAUGCGAAAAGAUCACACCGGAGAGCGGAUUCAAUGCAAGGUGUGUGCAGCAAGCUUUACCAGUAAAAGUAAUGCCGAUCAACACAUGAAAGCAGUUCACCGUUUGAAGAAGAUAUAAGUCACGCACUCCAUGGAUUUAUUAGAAAGUACUACUUUCAAAGUAGUAACAAUAGUAUACUUUUUCUGA